This is a messenger RNA of Abrus precatorius (Indian licorice), 1567 nucleotides long. Its product is annotated as magnesium transporter MRS2-I-like. The transcript has 11 exons. Gene Ontology annotation, biological process: magnesium ion transport; transmembrane transport. Gene Ontology annotation, cellular component: membrane. Gene Ontology annotation, molecular function: magnesium ion transmembrane transporter activity. The coding region runs from base 288 to 1445 and encodes 385 amino acids. Lineage: Eukaryota; Viridiplantae; Streptophyta; Magnoliopsida; Fabales; Fabaceae. The record is from RefSeq and is a predicted model, not a curated record.
AGUUGAAACCAACCAUAUUAAGCAUAUUAUUGUGUCUCUUAAUUUUUUAACUUUCAUUCCACUGCCACUCACAACCCCACUACCUGUCACCAAAUCAAUUCAUGCAAGUCAUUGCUCUGUGAUUCCUCCAAAUGCCAUCACUGUCUUCUCAUCUUUUUCUCACCACCCCCCCCCCCUUUCAAAAGCUCACUCCAAAUUCACUUGCCAAUCACUGAAUUUGAGGAUUUCCCAAUUCACAAGUUUCCUUUUUGAGACCCUUGCUUCCUUUGCUUCCCCAACUCCAUCAAAUGGCUCUUUCUGGGUCUGUCGUGGAGCUUCAAGCUUCUUCAAUAAAGAAGAAAACUGCUGUUUCAAGAAGCUGGAUUCUGCUGGACCAUGAUGGCAAAGGCACUGUACUUGAUGUGGAUAAGUAUGCUAUUAUGCGAUUGGUUAAUAUUCACGCAAGAGAUCUUCGAAUUCUGGACCCUCUCCUAUCGUAUCCUUCCACCAUUCUCGGCAGAGAGAAAGCUAUUGUUCUCAAUUUAGAGCACAUUAAAGCUAUUAUAACUGCGGAUGAGGUAUUGCUAAGAGACCCAACGGAUGAUGACGUGGUGCCAAUUGUUGAAGAACUUCGCCGACGGUUACCCAAAGCAAAUGCUUGUGGGCAAGGAGAAGAAGAGGCGUGUGUUCAAGAUGGUGAAGGUGGACAGGAAAAUGAAUUUCCAUUUGAGAUCCGGGUCUUAGAAGUUAUAUUAGAGGCAAUUUGUAGUUUCCUUGACGCACGAACAAGGGAGUUAGAGACCGCUGCUUAUCCAGCUUUGGACGAAUUGACCUCUAAGAUCAGUAGUCGUAAUUUGGAUAGGGUGCGAAAAUUGAAAAGUGCAAUGACGAGGCUGACAAGUCGAGUUCAAAAGAUUAGAGAUGAACUAGAAAAUCUACUUGAUGAUGACGAUGACAUGGUUGAUCUUUACUUAUCGAGAAAGUUGGCUGUUUCAUCCUCACCCACAAGUAGCUCCGAUGCUCCCAAUUGGCUUUAUAGCUCUCCAAAUCCAAGUUCAAGAAUACACAGAUCUAGUAGAGCAAGUGGAACAAUAGUUCAAAGAGACAAUGAUGUGGAGGAGCUUGAAAUGUUACUUGAGGCCUAUUUCAUGCAAAUUGAUGGCACAUUAAAUAAAUUGGCCACAUUGCGAGAAUAUAUUGAUGACACAGAAGAUUAUAUCAACAUACAGCUUGACAAUCAUCGAAAUCAACUGAUUCAGCUAGAGCUCUUCAUUAGUGCUGGGACUGUCUGUAUGUCCAUAUAUUCAUUGGUGGCUGCAAUAUUUGGUAUGAACAUUCCAUAUACAUGGAAAGAAGAUCAUGGAUAUAUGUUUAAAUGGGUGGUGAUCUUUACGGGAAUGGUUUGUGCAUCCUUGUUUUUAUCCAUAGUAUCUUACGCAAGACGCAAAGGCCUUGUUGGGUCUUGAAAAGCAUAAAGUUGCGUGUUGGGAGACAUCAGGUUAAGUCUAGUACAGGAGGGCAAUUUCGAGACAUUGCACCAAAAGAAUACUAUAUUUGUUGAAUCAUGUUAUGCGCCCAAUAGCUUCUU